ACUUUGCUUCAGUAGCUGGAGAUAAACAAAAGGGCAUUGAAAUUUUCGUUCCUUUGGAAGUCUCUGUUGGCAGCUUCAAGAGUUGCCUUUCACUCUGUCUAGUGCUCAACCUUGUGGAAUUGAGGAACAUUCAUGAAUCUUCAGAGACAUUUUUGAAGUUUAUCAUGUCUGCUCCAGUAUCUCAUAAACCUGGAAAGUCUUUGUUGACAGACAGAAAUGGGGGUGGUUCUUUAAAAGCGACACAAGAAGGCAUAUCAUGCAGAGAAGGCAGCAGCAGUGAUGGAAGGAAGUCAGUCAGAAGUGAGGAUCCCGAUUAUGUUUAUCCUGUGGAUACAGAUUCACUUAAUGAGGAUUCAGAAGGAGAAUCUGAGGAAGGAAAAGAGGGUACAAGUGUUCAGAAGUCAUUCAGUUAUGAAGCACUCAUCUAUGCAAACCAUGCUGGUGGAUUAUUUUGUUCAAAUACAAGCGGCAGCAGCAGUGACGAGGAUUUAGUCCACUACAACCAUCAUAUUUCAGACACAAGGCACAAGUACCCUGAGGAUACAACUGCAGCAAAUCAAUCUGCAGAGCAGAGUUCAAAACGUAGUCUUCUUUCCUGGAGUAAGAGAAAGGUGAGUUUCAAAUCUCCUAAAACCAAGGGGGAGCCAUUGUUGAAGAAACAUUAUGGAGAGCAUGAUAGAGACGAUAUAGACUUUGAUCGCCGAAAGCUUUGCUUAUCCGACGAGUCUUCUUCUAGGGGGCACAAAUCCGAGGAAACUUCUCCGAUUUCAGUCUCUGAGUUUGGAGAUGAAAGUUUUGUUGUGGGUAGUUGGGAGCAGAAAGAAAUAAUAAGCCCUGAUGGACAAAUGAAGCUGCAUAUCAGAUCUUCUUUGCUUCGAUUGAUCAACGAAGUGAAUGAGCUGCUGGUGAAAGCGUUUGUACAGCCUUGGUUACUAUCAUAG
Molecule: messenger RNA, 941 nt
Organism: Capsicum annuum
Lineage: Eukaryota; Viridiplantae; Streptophyta; Magnoliopsida; Solanales; Solanaceae
Exons: 4
Source: RefSeq, a predicted model, not a curated record